UCCAUGUCUCAACUCUACAAAUACAUGCCAGUCCUUGGCCUUUGUGUUCUAACUCCACACCAAGUCCCUCUCUUAUUAUUUUCUGGUGUAGCAUCUUUCCUCAGUCACCGAAACCUACAAGAUCUGAGUAUGAAUUCCGGUUUCUGUAUGGUGUCAUCCCUGAAGCACCAAGAAGUGCAAAGCCGUUUCUUCGACCCCUCUUGGCUACAAAUGCAGCCACACGUUCCCAUGAGCUUCGUUUGGCCUAAGGAGUGUGUGGUGGACGCGAACGAGGAGUUUCAGGCCCCAAUGGUGGACCUUGGAGGGUUCCUCAGAGGUGAUGAAGAUGCCACACACGUUGCUGUUAAGCUCAUACGCAAGGCAUGCUCCACCCACGGCUUCUUCCAAGUAUUCAACCACGGGGUUGAUCCUCUCCUCAUUGCUCAAGCCUAUCAACAAAUGGAUGCUUUUUUUAAGCUCCCAAUUGACAGAAAAGUUAGUAUUCGUAAGACUCCAGGUUCUGUCUGGGGCUAUUCUGGUGCACAUGCUGACCGAUUCUCCUCCAAAUUGCCUUGGAAAGAAACCCUCUCUUUCCCCUUCCAUGAUGAUAACAACACCUUAGACCCCGUUGUCUCUACCUUCUUUAACUCCACCUUAGGACAAGACUUCCAACAAGCAGGAGUGGUAUUCCAGAAAUACUGCGAAUCCAUGAAGGAGUUGGGAAUGAAGCUGUUGGAGCUUUUGGCAAUUAGUCUGGGAGUGGAUAGGUUGCAUUAUAAGGAGUUGUUUGAAGAUGGAUGUUCUGUAAUGAGAUGCAACUUCUACCCAUCAUGCCAAGAGCCAAGUCUAGCACUUGGAACAGGACCACACUGUGAUCCAACAUCUCUCACCAUUCUUCACCAAGACCAAGUUGGAGGGCUCGAUGUGUUUGCAGACAACACGUGGCAGACGGUUCCGCCUCGUGCCCGUGCUCUUGUAGUUAACAUUGGUGAUACUUUCACGGCAUUAUCAAAUGGGAGAUACAAGAGUUGCCUGCAUAGGGCAGUGGUUAACAAGUACAAAGAGAGGAGGUCAUUGGCAUUCUUUCUGUGCCCGAAAGAAGACAAAGUGGUGAGAGCCCCAGAGGAUAUUGUGCGUAGGGAUGGGACAAAACAGUAUCCAGAUUUCACAUGGUCGAAUUUGCUUGAAUUCACACAAAACUACUACAGAGCCGACGAAGCUACACUGCACAACUUCACCAAGUGGUUGCUAUCUUCCAAACAACAAACUCUUUAAGUUAACCUACAAAUAGAUUCUGUUCUGCAACUUUGCUUUUACUAGAGCCUCACACUCACUGCUGCAUUAAAUUCCUCCUCUACUUUUCCUACACUCCAAAACCUCUUCAUAUUUUUUUUAUGUAAUUUAUUUCCACUGCGUACAGCGUCUUUCAAUUUAUUGCUCAUCUAUCUAUGCAAUUGUAAUCCUUCACUCACUACUCAUCUUUACCCUAAUUACUUGC
Vigna angularis (adzuki bean) is the source of this 1477-nucleotide messenger RNA. Its product is annotated as gibberellin 20 oxidase 3. The record is from RefSeq and is a predicted model, not a curated record. The coding region runs from base 4 to 1254 and encodes 416 amino acids. The transcript is spliced from 3 exons. Gene Ontology annotation, biological process: gibberellin biosynthetic process; unidimensional cell growth; flower development. NCBI's taxonomy places the organism in Eukaryota, Viridiplantae, Streptophyta, Magnoliopsida, Fabales, Fabaceae. Gene Ontology annotation, molecular function: gibberellin 20-oxidase activity.